Messenger RNA from Drosophila miranda, 1172 nucleotides. RefSeq lists its product as uncharacterized. The coding region runs from base 127 to 849 and encodes 240 amino acids. The record is from RefSeq and is a predicted model, not a curated record. Lineage: Eukaryota; Metazoa; Arthropoda; Insecta; Diptera; Drosophilidae. Gene Ontology annotation, molecular function: protein binding. The transcript has a single exon.
AUAUUAUCUAGGCGUCUAAAUUCAUAUUUCCCCCGAUCAUUCAGUAUUUUUUUGGAAUAAACCAUCAUCACAUAGAAAGUUCUUGUUAGCCCAAAAAUAAACACUCAAAACUGGUCAGGUCACAGUAUGCAGAUCUAUAUUCAAACACGUGAUGGCAAGAGGACCCCCUUUAAGACCGGCCACUUUGGCACCGCGGGCGAACUGAAGAUCCGCAUCGGUCGCGCGUUGGGCGUCCCCAUGGGCUUCAGUCGAUUGGUCUUCAGGACAAAAAUACUGAAAAACAGCGUACAGCUCGAGGAAGCCGGUGUCAGGCCGCUGUCAACGGUGGAGCUCUAUUGGCAGCCGGUUAUCUGCACCCGGAAGAGGUUCAGCGAACUGGAGCUCAACGGGGAAAUGAGCGUGCUGGAGGGUCAAACCGGUCACGGGAGCAGGUCGGAGAGCUACGAUCAGAUGUUGAAGAAAGGCGGCAUCACGACCAAGUCGAGGUCGAGCGGCCAGGACCCACGUCUUGGCCGUGCCAGAGGUGCAAAGUCCCCAGCCUCCACCGCCGCUCCCUCCGUUUCUGAGGUCGUGCUGGCGUGCCGCCCGGGAGCCAGAAUUGAGGAGCAGUCCCAGGAGGAUGAUGAGAAGGAUGUGGAAGAGUGCACUGAUCUAUCAGAUGAUGAGCUCGACUUAAUGGCCAUCUUCCGCCGGCAAAGGUCCGAUAUGAAAUCUUUUGACGAGCUACCCUUCAAGAAUGAGCCCCUGGACGGAAAUACUAACUUGGGCAUUGUUCCGGAAAAGCUGGAGGAACGGCAGGAGUGUCAGGAAACCCUUCGAGACGGAGUGAUGAAAGCAAUGAGGACCUAGACAGAUCAAUAAAAGUCCUCCCUAAGCUAUACCAAGCCAAGGAGCGCCAGCCCUUAAAAAAAUUUAAGAAUGUUUCCAAAUUCUAAGUUUAUUCCCCCAAAUUCAAUCAUUCAAUAAGCUCUAAAAUUUCGUUUCAGCAUCCAUAUAAAUACAUAUAAAUUCUUUCCAUUUAAAAAUGUAAACCUAUCCACGGAUUCCGCAUACCAAUUACUAUUAAAAAGGACAUUCAGUUUUCCAUCUUUUUCCAUGCAAAAACAAAUUUGUGCUCAAAAGUUAGGAUAUAAUCAGUCGGAUAUUGAAAUAUCAAAACAUUCUAGUAGUUU